This is a messenger RNA of Folsomia candida, 10198 nucleotides long. Its product is annotated as dynein heavy chain 7, axonemal-like. Gene Ontology annotation, biological process: microtubule-based movement. NCBI's taxonomy places the organism in Eukaryota, Metazoa, Arthropoda, Collembola, Entomobryomorpha, Isotomidae. The transcript is spliced from 56 exons. Gene Ontology annotation, cellular component: dynein complex. The record is from RefSeq and is a predicted model, not a curated record. Gene Ontology annotation, molecular function: dynein light intermediate chain binding; ATP binding; minus-end-directed microtubule motor activity.
UACGUGAUGGAAGAACAUUUGGCCAUCGUGGGCAAAAAUGCGACAGACUUCCAAGAAUUGUUGAAGAUUAAACGAGCCAGACUUAAAGAAGAGCUCGAUUUGUAUGCCAGACAAGUGGAAGAAUUCCAACAUUUAGGAAAUCUAGAAGAACUCGGCAAAUAUCUUAAACGAGCUCAACUCUUAAAUGGCAAACUUCAAGCGGCUUCCGACAAAGCAGACCGACUUAACCGAGAAGAGGAAAUGUUUGAGGUUCCCGUUACCAAUUAUCCGUUGAGGAAACAGGUGUCUGACAAAUUGUCCCCAUACUUGCGACUUUACGAAAGUGGGGCCGAAUUCCUGGAGAAGAGCGCACUCUGGCUGAACAGCCAAGUUGGGACCCAUGAUCCUGAAGUGAUUGAAAAUGACGUGAUGAAUUUAUGGCGAACUGUGUACCGACUGGAGAAAACUUUUAACGAUAUUCCAUUAGUUAGGGAUUUAGUUGUUCAGAUCAAAGGAUUAAUCGAAGUCUUCAAAGAAAAACUUCCAAUCAUUCAAACUCUUGGAAAUCCUGGACUUCGAGAUCGUCACUGGGAAAAGAUUUCAGAAAUCGUUGGAUUUACGAUACGGCCAUCGCCAGAACUCACUCUACAAAAAAUUAUUGACAUGAAUUUAGAAGAACAUCUCCCCAAAUUCGAACUGAUCAGUGAAGCUGCCUCCAAGGAGGCCAGUUUGGAGAGGAAUCUCGAGAAAAUGAAGGUGGAAUGGUUGUCCAUCCAAUUCCAAGUUGUUGCACUGAGAGAAUCUCACGUAAUUUCAUCGAUCGAUGAAAUUCAAGUAAUUCUUGAUGAUCAUAUCAUAAAAACUCAAACAAUGUUGGCCUCACCGUUUGCCAAGCCGUUUAUGGAAGAGAUGACUGCUUGGGAAAGAGAUCUAGUUCUCCUUCAAGAAAUUUUGGACGAAUGGGUCAAAGUGCAGAUGGCUCGGUUAUACUUGGACCCGAUUUUCUCCUCUCCCGACAUUAUGACACAAAUGCCCGAAGAAGGUCGUCGCUUCAUGAAUGUCGACAAAACCUACAGAGACAUUAUGAAAUACAUUUUGAACGAUCCCAGAGUCUUGUCAAUUAUCAAAUUUGACAAGAUUGUCGAGAAGUUGAAGAAGGCCAACAAUUUAUUGGACUUGAUCAACAAAGGGCUCAACGGAUACUUGGAAAGGAAGCGGUUGUACUUUCCAAGAUUCUUUUUCUUGUCGAACGACGAGCUGUUGGAAAUUUUGGCAGAAACCAAAGAUCCAAAACGUGUCCAACCCCAUCUGAAAAAAUGCUUUGAAGGAAUUGCCAGAAUUACUUUUACUGAAGAUUUGGAAAUCACGCAUAUGCAAUCAUCGGAAAAUGAAGUGAUUAAAUUAAAUAGCAUUAUCAAUACGGAAAGUGCUCGAGGUGCGGUCGAGAAAUGGUUGGUGGAGUUGGAACAGCUCAUGAAAAAGAGUAUUCACCGAGAAAUUGAGCUUGCUCUGGUCGAUUACGUCACAAAAAAUCGUAACAACUGGGUCCUGGAAUGGCCAGGACAAGCCGUUUUGUGCGUGACUUCCACAUUUUGGACGACCUUAAUUCACGAAGCUUUCGAAAAAAGAGGAAACGCUUUGAAGGAUUAUCUUGACGUGAAUAACGAGCAAAUUAACGACAUUGUUGCUCUCGUAAGAGGAAAACUCAGUAAACAGAAUCGUACCACGCUUGGGGCACUUGUUGUUCUUGAUGUCCAUGCUCGAGACGUGUUAGCCCAACUGGUUAAGAACGGGGUCAACAAUGACAAGGAUUUUCAGUGGCUGGCACAGCUUCGAUAUUACUCCGAGGAUGGUCACACAAUCACAAGGAUGAUCAAUUCCAGCUUGCCGUAUGGGUACGAAUAUUUAGGAAAUACGCCCAGAUUGGUCAUCACACCGCUGACAGAUCGAUGUUACAGAACUUUGUUUGGAGCUUUGCACCUCCACUUAGGUGGAGCUCCGGAAGGACCUGCCGGAACAGGGAAAACAGAAACCACAAAGGAUCUCGCAAAAGCCGUCGCAAAACAAUGUGUUGUGUUCAAUUGUUCUGACGGAUUGGAUUAUAUUGCACUUGGGAAAUUUUUCAAGGGACUCGCAUCUUGUGGGGCUUGGUCAUGUUUUGACGAAUUUAACCGAAUCGAUUUGGAAGUGCUGUCCGUAGUCGCGCAGCAAAUUCUGACAAUUCAACGAGGAGUCAACAGUGGGUCGAACAAGCUGCUGUUUGAAGGCACCGAGCUAACGUUGGACCCCACUUGCGCCGUAUUUAUCACGAUGAAUCCAGGCUACGCUGGGAGAAGUGAACUUCCCGACAAUCUCAAAGCCUUGUUUAGGUCGGUGGCCAUGAUGGUGCCAGAUUACGCCUUGAUCUCUGAAAUAUCUUUGUAUUCUUGCGGCUUCGUGAAUGCGAGACCAUUAGCGGUGAAAAUCGUUGCAACUUAUCGACUAUGUUCUGAACAACUGUCUUCUCAGUCUCAUUACGAUUACGGAAUGCGAGCCGUGAAAUCUGUCCUAAUCGCGGCAGGAAACCUCAAAUUGAAAUAUCCUGAUGAGUCUGAAGAUAUCUUGGUGCUCCGGUCAAUCAAGGAUAUUAACCUGGCAAAAUUUCUGUCCCAUGAUCUCCCCUUGUUUCAUGGUAUCACAUCCGAUUUGUUCCCUGGGAUCAAACUUCCAGAGCCAGAUUAUGAACUCUUUGACUUGGCUGUGCAACGCACCUGUGUCACAAACAAUUGGCAGUGCACUCCUUUCUUUUUAGAGAAAGUACAACAGAUUUACGAAAUGAUGUUGGUCCGUCACGGGUUCAUGAUUGUUGGAUAUCCGUUCGGAGGGAAAACGUCGGCUUAUCGAGCAUUGGCCGGUGGGCUUGCGGAUCUUUGCGAAAGGGGAGAAAUGGAAGAAAACAAGGUUCAAAUAUGCGUCAUCAACCCCAAGUCGAUAACCAUGGGGCAGUUAUAUGGUCGUUUCGACCCAGCCUCACACGAAUGGACGGAUGGCGUCCUUGCCAUUAAUUAUCGAAAUUUUGCUCAAGCUCAAACGCCCGACAGGAAAUGGCUCAUAUUUGAUGGACCUGUCGAUGCGAUCUGGAUUGAGAACAUGAACACUGUGCUCGACGAUAAUAAAAAGUUGUGCUUGAUGAGUGGCGAAAUUAUCCAGUUGAGCCCCCCAUGUAACUUGAUUUUCGAACCCAUGGACCUCGAGGCUGCCUCCCCUGCCACCGUUUCUCGAUGUGGAAUGAUUUACAUGGAACCAAUCACACUCGGAUGGGAACCCCUUUUCUAUUCUUGGCUAAACACGCUUCAAGAAUUUGUCCCAGACCAGAUUAAAGAAUAUUUAAAGGAGUUAUUUCACCGAUUUUGUCCCACGUUGCUUCACUUGGUGCGGAAAGGUGGUCUCAAGGAGCAUUCUCCAACUACUAAUUCAGGACUGGUGAAAUCCGCCAUGAAUAUUAUCGAGAGUUUGAUGGAUGAAUACAAGGAGGAAAAAUAUCCCAAAACUUUGACGUUAAAUACGCAACUUUCUCGGAUUGAAGGAAUUUUUGUGUUUGGAAUUACAUGGAGCAUUGGAGCUAGUACGGAUGAAGAUGGUCGUGUAAAGUUUGACAAAUUAUUUCGGUAUUUAAUCGACACCAAGGCCCAGGAAGAUGCUGCAGAGAAGAAAGAACGGAAGGGAAGCAUCAACCAUCCCCCGAAAGGAAUGGUCUACAAUUACAACUUUCUGAAAGAGGGGCCGGGUACUUGGGAAGCGUGGGAAGACUCGCUGCAAAAUGCUCCAGCAAUUCCAAAAGAAAUAAUGAUGAAUCAAAUCAUUAUUCCGACGAUUGACACGGUCCGUUACAGCACGCUGAUGAAGAUUCUCGUCACUCAUGGGAAACCCCUGCUUUUAGUGGGACCAACUGGAACUGGAAAAUCGGUUUACAUUACGGAUUUCCUCUUGAAAAAAUUGGACAAGAAUGUAUACCGACCUCUUUUUGUUUCGUUUUCUGCUCAAACGUCUGCCAACACGACGCAAGACAUCAUCAUGAACAAAUUGGACAAGAGAAAGAAGGGAACGUAUGGCCCACCCCCUGGGAAGAAAUGCGUAGUGUUUGUAGAUGAUCUGAACAUGCCAAUAAAAGAGACUUAUGGGGCACAACCUCCAAUCGAGUUGCUGCGACAAUGGGUGGAUCACGGUUUGUGGUACGAUCGCUUCGACUCGACCCCCAUUCAUUUGAUGGACGUGCAGCUAAUGUGUGCAAUGGGUCCACCUGGUGGAGGGCGAAAUUCUAUAACUCCCCGAUUCCUCCGACAUUUCAAUACAAUAACGAUAAACGAAUUUAAUGAUGAGACCAUGCUGACAAUUUUCAAUCGCAUUAUGAUGUGGCAUUUGGAUGCAAAGUACAUAACAUUGCCGACAUAAUUCGUUUUGGGCUUGCUUAAUCUGUAUGUCGAAUUUUUUCAGAGGCUUCUACCAACCCCUGCCAAGUCUCAUUACCUGUUCAAUUUAAGAGAUUUUGCUCGAGUCAUUCAGGGAGUAUUACUAUCCAUGCCUGAAGUAAUUUUGGAUACUGCAUCCAUGAAGAGAAUGUGGAUUCAUGAGGUCCUUCGGGUCUACUACGAUCGCCUGAUUGAUGACGAAGACAGAGGUUGGCUUUACGGAGCACUGGGAGAUAUCUGUUCUGACUUUUUGGACGAAGAUUUCCACCAGUUACUUAUCCGUCUAGAUUUGGAUGGUGAUGGAGUGGUUUCCGAGUAUGAACUACGAAGUCUAAUGUACUGCGAUUUCGGAGAUCCAAAAGCAGACACGCGAUUUUACAACGAAGUUAAAAACUUUGACGAAUUGAAAACCAUUGUGACCGGAUUAUUGGACGAAUUUAACCGAAUGAACACAAAGCGAAUGAAUCUUGUCUUAUUCAGAUUCGCAAUCGAGCAUUUGACAAAAAUCUGUCGAAUUUUAAAACAACCCAAAGGCCACGCACUUUUGGUUGGUGUUGGAGGUUCUGGAAGACAAUCGUUGACCAGACUGGCGGCCCACAUCAUGGAGGAUGAACUCUUUCAAAUUGAAAUCCACAAGACCUACGGACUCAACGAGUUUCACGAGGAUCUCAAAAUAUUUUUGAAAAAAUCCACAUUUACCGAAGGUCAAGGAGUAUUUCUCUUCUCGGAUACGCAAAUUAAGGAGGAAUCCUUUCUGGAGGAUGUCAACAAUCUCCUCAACUCUGGAGAGGUUCCGAACCUCUUUGCGAAUGAUGAAAAAUUUGAAAUUUGUGAAAAAAUGAGAGUAAUCGAUCGACAAAAGGAUAGAAGUUUGCAAACCGAUGGAAGUCCUCUUGCCUUAUUUAACUUGUUCAUUGAACGAGCAAGACAACAACUUCACAUCGUGCUGGCUCUCAGUCCAAUUGGUGACGGUUUCAGAAAUCGACUUCGAAAGUUCCCUUCCUUGGUUAAUUGUUGUACGAUUGACUGGUUUGAGAACUGGCCGGAAGACGCUUUGGUCGCUGUUUCCACAAGAUUCUUGGCAGACAUAGAACUGACCAAUGAACAAAGAGAAGCUUGCAGUUACAUGUGUCGUUAUUUUCACCAGUCCACUGAAAGGCUGUCCAUCCAAUUUAAGGUAGAAUUGAGCCGGUACAAUUACGUAACUCCGACCUCGUAUCUGGAGAUGAUUUCCACAUUCAAGACCUUACUGCACAACAAGAGAGCGUUCAACAAAGCUACAAAACGAAGGUAUGAAAUCGGUCUGGAGAAACUGGACAGUGCUGCAGGACAAGUCAGCGUCAUGCAGGAUGAGCUGACAAAACUACAACCUGCAUUAAUCGAGGCGUCAAAACAGGUGGAAGAAAUUGUGUGGAAAGUGGAGAAAGAAUCUGCGGAAGUUGCCGCAGUAGAAAUUGUGGUGAAAGCUGACGAAGCCCAAGCCGGAGAACAGGCCGCUGCCGCGAUGGCCAUCAAAACGGAAUGCGACGCCAAUUUGGCAGAGGCCUUACCAUUACUGAACGGAGCUCUGGAAGCACUGAAUACCCUGACCACUGCAGAUAUUGCGGUUGUAAAAACCAUGAAAAAUCCCCCAAACCCGGUCAGACUUGUCAUGGAGGCGGUCUGCAUUCUAAAGGGUGUGAAACCGGAAAUGGUGACGGAGCAGGGAACCGGGAAUAAAAUAGAGGAUUACUGGGGUCCCUCGAAACGAGUCUUGGGAGACAUGAAAUUCUUGGAAACAUUGCUCGGCUUCGAUAAAGACAACAUUCCUCUCGCAAAUAUUACAAAAAUUCGUCAAAAGUUCAUCGGAAAUCCGGAUUUUGAUCCGGUUAAAAUCAAGUCUGCUUCUACGGCUUGUGAAGGUCUUUGCAAAUGGGUCAUGGCGAUAGAAAAGUACGACAUCGUGGCACGAGUGGUGGCCCCGAAAAAGGCCGCGUUGGCCGGGGCUGAGGCCACGUACGGGAUAGCGAUGGCUGCCCUGGAGAAGAAACGGGCGCAACUCGCCGAGGUUCAAGCUCGGCUUGCCAUCCUGCAGGAAACUCUGUUUCAAAGCAGAGCUCGGAGACAAAAGUUGGAAAAUGAUGUUAACCUAUGUUCCAAAAAGUUGGAGAGAGCAGAACAAAUUAUUGUUGGUUUGGGGGGAGAAAAAGGGCGUUGGCAGCAAAUUGCUAUCGAUCUUGGGGUCGCGUAUCCUUACUUGACGGGAGAUGUUUUGCUGUCAUCGGGGAUUAUCGCGUAUUUGGGGGCUUUCACUUCAAAGUAUAGAGAUUCUCAGAUUGAUGAAUGGUUCAAGAAAGUUGUGGAUUUGGAUAUUCCGAUUUCAAAGAAUUAUACUUUCGCGACAACGCUUGGAGAUCCUGUGGCUAUUCGGGCUUGGAAUAUUGCCGGGUUGCCUUCAGACUCCUUUUCAACAGAUAAUGGAAUCAUUGUUAGUCACGCACGACGCUGGCCACUAAUGAUUGAUCCGCAAAGCCAGGCGACUAAAUGGAUCAAAAAUUUAGAAAAGAAACGCAGUCUUACCGUCGUCAAAUUAAGUGAUAGUAAUUUUACUCGAAAGUUGGAAUCAGCCAUUCAAUUUGGAACUCCAUUUCUAAUUGAAAAUGUUCAAGAAGAACUCGACGCCGUGUUGGAGCCUGUUCUGCUCCGACAAGUUUUCAAACAAAGUGGCUCCCUUUGCAUUAAGCUGGGUGAAGCACUUUUGGAGUACAAUAGUGAUUUUAGACUGUACAUCACAACAAAACUUAGAAAUCCGCACUAUGUACCAGAAAUUUCGGUGAAAGUGACCCUGCUCAACUUCAUGAUUACCACGUUGGGGUUGCAAGAUCAGUUGUUGGGAAUUGUGGUAGCUCGAGAAAAUCCAGACUUAGAAGAAGAAAGAACGCAGCUUGUUGUCCAAAGCGCAGAUAAUAAACGACAACUGAAAGAAAUUGAAGUAAAAAUCCUCGAAGUUUUGUCCACCUCGCAAGGAAAUCUACUCGAAGAUGAAACCGCCGUAAAUGCGUUGAGCUCCUCGAAAACUUUGGCGAAUGAAAUUACCAUAAAACAAGCCGGGUCUGAAGAGACGGCGAAAAAGAUUAACGAGAAACGCUUGGAGUACACGGAAAUUGCUGAAUAUUCUGCAAUUUUGUUCUUCUGUAUCGCUGACAUUGGUGGAAUUGACCCCAUGUAUCAGUACUCGCUCACCUGGUUUGUCAACCUGUUCGUCAAUUCGAUUGAUUUAGCGGAUCGGUCAGACGUUAUGGCUGAACGAAUAGAAAAUCUUAAAGAGCAUUUUACAUACUCUUUGUACCUCAACGUUUGCAGAAGCCUGUUCGAAAAAGACAAACUCCUCUUCAGCUUCAUCCUGUGCAUCAGUCUUAUGCGGGAAGAGGGCAAAAUCAACCCGGAAGAGUGGUUGUUCCUCUUAACUGGUGGGGUUGGGCUGGACAACCCAAAUAUCAAUCCAUCAGCCUGGCUUCCAGCAAAAUAUUGGGACGAACUUUGUCGUUUGGAUGAUUUGGAGGCUUUCAAAGGGAUCAAAGACGCCUUUGUGGACAACGUUUCCAGCUGGAAGAAAAUUUAUGACAGCAUGACUCCGCAAAACGAGAAGCUCGUGGCACCUUGGGAAGACAAGUUGGCUCCAUUUCAAAAGUUGAGCGUUCUCAGAUGCCUUCGACCAGAUAAAAUGGUUCCGGCGAUUCAAAACUUUGUUGCAUCGAGCAUGGGACAGAAAUUUAUCGAACCACCUCCAUUUGACUUGUCGAAAUCGUAUGCUGAAUCUCAGAGCCAUAUUCCUCUCAUUUUCGUACUCACGCCUGGCGCUGAUCCGACCGCGGUGCUAUUAAAAUUCGCGGCCGACAUGGGUUUCGGGGGAGAGAAGCUGCAAGCCUUAUCACUCGGCCAAGGUCAGGGGCCCAUUGCCGUCAGGAUGAUUACUGAAGCGACAAAAUAUGGUUCCUGGGUUGUCUUGCAAAACUGUCAUUUGGCAAAAAGUUUUAUGCCCACGUUGGAAAAGAUAUGCGAAGAGUUAUCUCCAGCAACGACGCAUCGCGAUUUUAGAAUGUGGCUGACAUCAUAUCCCUCUCCAGAUUUCCCCGUCCCAGUUUUAGAGACGGGAAUAAAGAUGACCAACGAACCUCCGAAAGGACUCCGUGCGAAUGUUGUGCGCUCAUAUCUCAGCGACCCUGUAAAUGACCCCGAGUUUUUUGAUGGUAGCAAACAACCAACGUCCUUCAAAAAGUUGUUGUUUGGACUUUGCUUCUUCCACGCGUUGAUUCAAGAACGACGAAAAUUCGGCCCAAUCGGUUUCAACAUUCCGUACGAAUUCAAUGAAACUGAUUUACGAAUUAGUGCGACGCAAUUGCGAAUAUUUUUGGAUGAGUAUGACGAUAUUCAAUUUGACGCUUUACGAUACUUGACGGGCGAAUGUAAUUACGGAGGAAGGGUCACCGACGACUGGGAUCGACGGACUCUGAUCACAAUUUUGGGGAAAUUUUACUGCCCGGAUCUCGUAAAUGUGAAACACUUCAAACUUGACGUUUCUGGGGAUUACUACGUUCCAACGGCCAGUUUUCAUGAAGAGUUUGUCACUUACGCUCAAUCUUUGCCACUUAUCAGCAGCCCCACAGUAUUCGGAAUGAACGACAAUGCAGACAUUACAAAGGAUCAGAAUGAAACGGAACUGCUAUUUACCAACAUUUUGCUGACUCAGAGCAAAAUAUCCAGCGGGGGAGGAGGGAAAACUCCGGACGAAUUGGUUAUCGAAGUAUCUGCCGAUAUUCUCAACAAAUUGCCGGCAGACUUUGAUAUUGAUGCAUCCCUGAAAAAAUAUCCAACUCUGUACAAUCAGUCCAUGAACACGGUGCUGGUUCAAGAAAUGGGGAGGUUCAACAUUUUGCUCGUUCUCAUUCGCAGCAGUCUUAUCAACGUGCAGAAAGCGAUCAAAGGUCUGGUCGUGAUGUCCAUGGAGUUGGAAGAGGUUGUCAAGAGCAUUCUCACCUCAAGAAUUCCGACACUUUGGAAAGGAAAGUCUUAUCCUUCGUUGAAACCGUUGGGCAGUUAUGUAAACGACUUUCUUGCAAGGUUGCAAUUUUUACAGGAUUGGUUCAACAACGGUCCACCUCCACAAUUUUGGAUUUCCGGAUUCUUUUUUACUCAAGCUUUCUUGACGGGUGCGCAACAAAAUUAUGCUCGAAAAUAUCAGAUUCCUAUCGAUCUCUUGGACUUUGACUUUCUCGUUCUCGACGACAUUGAAUACACUGAACCCCCAGAGGACGGGGUUUACGUACACGGCUUAUUUAUCGAAGGAGCCCGUUGGGACAGGGAGUUGAAGGAACUCAACGAGUCAAAACCAAAAGUUUUGUAUGAUAUUUUGCCCGUGCUCUGGCUUGUUCCAAUGCUCCGUUCCAAAAUUCCCGAGCGUCCGUCCUACAUUUCUCCAGUAUACAAAACUUCGGAACGUCGCGGAACAUUGAGUACAACAGGUCAUUCGACUAACUUCGUUAUUCGUGUCAUGCUCCCGAGUAAUCGACCUCCGGAACACUGGAUUAUGCGAGGAGUCGCCCUUCUCUGCCAACUUAGCGCAUAAGAAAAUAAUAAUAUUUAUGCAAAUACCUACACUAUGCAAGUAAUCCAGUCAUCACAUUUCAACGUCUGUCUCAGCGACACGUUGACUCCGUGUGCACUUCUGUAUCGUAAUUUUACUUUAAACCUCUAAAUAUCGUAAUGCAAUUGACAUGCAAUAACAAAAUAAA